Mugil cephalus (flathead mullet) is the source of this 1394-nucleotide messenger RNA. RefSeq names its product heat shock protein, alpha-crystallin-related, b6 (gene hspb6). The transcript has 3 exons. Gene Ontology annotation, biological process: protein refolding; response to heat. The record is from RefSeq and is a predicted model, not a curated record. The coding region runs from base 532 to 966 and encodes 144 amino acids. Lineage: Eukaryota; Metazoa; Chordata; Actinopteri; Mugiliformes; Mugilidae. Gene Ontology annotation, molecular function: protein folding chaperone.
CGCGCCGAUCCGAUAAUUGCGCACGGAUGGUUCGCUCUCUGGUGCCAUCGGCCCAAUAAUAAAAAGGGCCGUGGCACCGUUAAUGACUAAUAAACACGUUAAUUGACGCUGAGCCCUCGACAGCUGCGUCUUUCCUAACACAACAGGACUGCGCUCGUAUGCGUGCGGCCGCGCCUGAACACCCAAGGGUACGCAGUCCGGAUCAUAACAGAAGCAAGGUGCCCCAGCGCGAAUUCCCAACUCAUUAUGCAACCCCAGCAUAAAACACGCACCAUAACAAGCCAGUCACGCCCAGCACCCACGGGGAGAGGAUACUCGGAGUCAGACUGACGGGCGCGCCAGAUCCACAUCAUUCAGAACAAGCGGGUUAAACGGGGGCUGUCCUUUCCCUUUUGCGCACCACUUUGGUCAGAGAAUAUAAGACGAGGUACGCCGAGCAGCGCUGCCUUUCAGCUUCGCAACCUCAACUGGUUUAGUCAGCUCUCCUCUUUUUAUUCUUUCCAAAAAAGAAAAGUCUUUUGCCACUUAGAAAUGGACUUCAUCCUGACACCCACUUUGCCAGCUGGUGAUAUCCCAUGGGAGAAGGUCUUACCACCUCUUAUUCCUCGGCUGAACGGGACUUACGGACAACAUAACUGGUCACCUACGUUAUUACUCCCAGAGACUGACAAUGGCAGUUCUGCAGAGGUGAACUGUGAUGACGGCAGAUUUUUAGUCCAAGUUGAUGUGAAGCAUUUCAACCCAGAAGACCUAAUGGUGAAAGUGAUAGGAGACUUCGUGGAAGUGCAAGGAAAGCACGAGGAAAAAAAGGAUGGCCCUGGCUUCACAACACGGCAGUUUAACCGCCGCUACCGAAUCCCAAAAGGAGUGGACACCCUGGCUUUGGAGUCUGCGGUCUCUCCAGACGGCGUCCUUAUCAUAUCUGCACCUAUGCUGCAAACUGAAAACUCCAUAUCCCUGACUUAAACGCACUAACGCACAAAAAUCUCCUCACCAUCUUCACUGCAUAUAAAAAAAAAAUGUAUCUGAAUCUCUUAUGAACACACAAGCAAAACAAAAAGCAACAACUCCCAGGUCCUCCACUCAACGCGUGCCAAAACAUCCAUUUGUUCUGUUCCUGGCACUCAUCUAAUAUUCCCUGAGGUUUGUAUAUACUGCUCUGCUAUUACUCACCUUCUUACAUAAUGUUUCAAGGAACCACUCUGUAAAUAUUUUGUGUUCGCCAUUUGAGCUGUUGCCUGUUUUUGUGAAACUUUUGUAAAUGCAUUGAAUUGUCAUUUUGAUUAAUCAGACAUGCAUUUUCCCAAUGUAAUGUGGAAAUAUUUCUCGGAAAAAAAGUGCAAAUAAACUUUAUUUCUUUAUAAAAAUGAUGAUAAUAAAAAAAGAAACUACAA